AUGGGCAAACAGGAUGUUACUGGAAAAUUUGUUUCUAGGGUCUCUCAAAGUACUGCUUCUAUUCAGAGUUACAAAAGAACUAGAUUGGCUAUAGCUGAAGCUUCUAUGGCUUCUAUGGCUUCUGCCGGCUUCCUGAGGUGUACGCUUCAAUGGACUGAUGCACUCAACACUCUGAGAAACUCUUCCAUGCUCAACACUCUGUUGAACUCUUGGCUGGAGUGCUAUUAUUCCAAAGGUGUCCCUUCUUGCUAUGAUAUACCCAAAUCUGACAAAACACCAAAGCUUGCAAAAGAAAUUCUCACCAAGUGGCUUACUCACAAGAGGGCUAGAUAUAAUCAGGAGAACAAAGACAAAACACUCUUAGCAACCACUGAAGGAGCAAGGAAAUAUGUCAAAAAGGUAGUAGAAACAAAGGAAAGGAGAGCCAUGAAGGCCUUGAGGACCAAAUUUGCUAAAACCCAUACAGAAGCCCUUGCAAAACACAUCACCACCUUCACGGGCACCUACAAACUCCUCCUCGUAAUGGACAAAGUGCAUUCAGAGACUGAGACGGUUCCUGCAACUAAAGAGAAGCCAGCUCACCAACAGCACAUCAAGCUGGCCUGGAGAACCCCAGAACUGGACAAAUUGGUUGAUCUUGCUGAUAAAAUGGCCCCAAAGCAGAAGGGCUUAACCCAGACCCAAAAAACUAACAUCAUGAAGGCCCAGGCAGACAGGGCCAAACAAUCUACAGCAGCAGUCGACCUGGAAAACCAACUUCCACCCAAGGGAUUCCCCAAGUGUUUGAUCAAGGAAGAAUAUUUGAAUGCCCUUGGGGAGCUGGAGGUUGAAGCCCUGGAGCUGUGUGAAGAUCAUAUUGAACUCAAGACUCUCAAUGAGCAUCUGAUGAAGAAGCUUGGAAACAAGAACCAAAUGGAUGUUGCAUCUUAA
Molecule: messenger RNA, 930 nt
Organism: Melampsora larici-populina 98AG31
Lineage: Eukaryota; Fungi; Basidiomycota; Pucciniomycetes; Pucciniales; Melampsoraceae
Exons: 2
Coding region: 1-930 (309 amino acids)
Source: RefSeq, a predicted model, not a curated record